Molecule: messenger RNA, 4720 nt
Organism: Mercenaria mercenaria
Lineage: Eukaryota; Metazoa; Mollusca; Bivalvia; Venerida; Veneridae
Exons: 6
Coding region: 23-1321 (432 amino acids)
Molecular function (GO): protein binding
Source: RefSeq, a predicted model, not a curated record
GAAAAUAUAUGCUGUUCAGUGUAUGGGGAGGUCUAAAUCGGAUCAAUUCUAUCACAAGAUAGCCUCGUACACGUUUGGUCAUCGUGUUACUCUACACGACUUUAAUCGAAUUGGAGAAGUACUUGUGUCUAUAUGCCGAAGGGAAGCAGAACUGGAUGAGACACCAGAACAUGUUUUUAAAACAUUAAAUGCCAGAUCAGAUGCUUCAUGUGAUAUAACUGCAGAAAAAGAACAGAAUUUUAAAGCUGACAAUGUUCCUGGACGUCUUGAAAUGCAGUGUGAUUUAUGCAAAAAGGCCAAGCCUCCAGAUGAAUUUCCGUUAGAUACAGUCUCUGAAUCCUGCGAACAUUAUCCGGGAGUAUGUUUCAGGUGUGUCGUAGACUAUGUGCAUAAAAACAAGACAUGUCCUCAACCAAACUGCCAGGUGGAAGUAGAUCAGUCGAGUGAACGAGUGAAAUAUUGUCAUGCAGCAUUGGCCCGAAUGUUUAUUGAUUACUCUGUGGUAUACGAAGAAAAUAGACGUAAAAUGGUAUCAGCGGUAGGCAAUAAGAUUACAGUAUUUUCUAUUAGCGGCGAUACGGCUUGGAUCGAUUAUACUCCUGAACUGACCGUUCCAGAACUUAUGAAAGAAGUAGAGGAGCAAACAAAAAUUAAAACGUCGAAUCAGAAGAUUAUGUACAACGAUCAACGACUAAGGCCCUACAAAACGCCCACCAAGCCAUACCUACUGUCUGACUACGGAAUUAAACAGCAUGAGUCAUUGACUCUCAUUGUUCCUCUUUUCUGCAUACCGGAAGACCUAGACUGCGUAGUAUUUGACCUUUCAUGGGAAUUUCCAAAGAAGAACCCAGACUUUCUGGAUGCUUCAUGUCUUGCUUUUGAGAAUCGGGACUUCCUUCAAGUGAUAGACUGGAACCAUCCAGAAAAUGACUUUUACCUUAAAGGUGCAAUAAAACACACACAUGAAAUUACCUAUGGAGGCCAAGAAGGGCACCAAACUAUCAACGUCAGUUUGAAAGCACUGCCAACGUAUGUGUCUGGUCUCUACUUCGUUUUGAGCUCAUGGAAGUCUCCAAAUUUGUCGGCAUUUUCUAACCCAAGCCUCAAGUUUUAUCCCGAAUCACAACCUGAAAACAACCUUUGCAAGACUACAUUUACACAUGCAUUAAACAGCCAAGCUGUUAUUAUGUGCUCCGUCGUACGGCAAAAUGAACGAUGGUUGAUAUUUGAUAGUGACGAAGACUGUUGUGUUAAUGGAAACUCAAAAAUGUACAAUCCAAUACGGAAACAGAUAGAAAAACUUAUCGCUAAAGAUGAGUAAAAGACGUUUUUCCGAAGAUAUAAGAUAAAUUGAACAGUUGCAUAUCUAACCAGAAUUGUAAUACCAGAAUUUAAAAAAUCAUUUAACAAGAAAUGAAUGAUUUGGAUUUUUUUUUUUUUUUUUUUUUUUUUUCGUUAUUUUAUUUCAUCAAAAUGUAUAAGAAGAUCCUUUGGAAGCAUAGAAACAACCAAGCAAAAUAGUAGCAGGUUUGAAUGAGGUUUUACGUACAUAUCGUAAAUGGAAUAUGAUGGAUAAUAGAAAUGGGGUCUGGUGUUCCAUUCAACGUUUUAAACUCUCCAGUUUUGCUUUUGACAACGACUGUUCCAAGGUUGUGCCCAAUAUUUUCCUUUAUUUGUAUGAAAGUCAUCGAUUAGAUUUUUUAUAUUAAUAUAUUUGGUAAAAAUGGACAUUAGUUUGUGAUAUAUAUCUAACAUGAGAGAGAGAGUACGUAUUUGAAAAAAAAAAUACAUUAUGCAUAAUUAUUCUAUAUUAUUUAAUUUAAUUUAUAGAAAUACUAGCCUGUAACCUAGAGAACGCGAUGUUUAAAUUGUUUAAAUUUGAUUCGAUAAGUGAUAUUUUUAGUCUCCAUUUGUUUGUUUUGGUCCUUUGUCUUUUUGUUCGCAUCAAUUUUUAUACGCCCGUUUGAAAAAACGGGACGUAUUAUGGGAACGCCCCUGGCGGGCGGGCGGGCGGCGUCCACAGACUUUGUCCGGAGCGUAUCUUCUACAUGCAUGAAGGGAUUUUGAUGAAACUUGGCACAGUUGUUCACCAUCAUGAGACGGAGUGUCAUGCGCAAAAACCAGGUCCCUAGAUCUAAGGUCAAGGUCACACUUAGAGGUCAAAGGUCAAAUUCAAGAAUGACUUUGUCCGGAGCAUAUCUUCUUCAUGCAUGGAGGGAUUUUGAUGAAAGUUGGCACAAUUGUUCAUCAUCAUGAGACGGAGUGUCAUGCGCAAGAACCAGGUCCCUAGGUCUAAGGUCAAGGUCACACUAAGAGGUCAAAGGAUACAAGAAAGGAAACUUUGUCCAGAGCAUAUCUUCUUCAUGCAUGGAGGGAUUUUGAUAUAACUUGGCACAAAUGUUCACCACCACGAGGCGGAGUGUCAUGCGCAAGAACCAGGUCCCUAGGUCUAAGGUCAAGGUCACACUUAGAGGUCAAAGGAUACAAGAAUAAAAACCUUGUCCGGAGCAUUUCUUCUUCAUGCAUAGAGGGAUUUUGAUAUAUCUUUGCACAAAUGUUCACCACUACGAGGUGGAGUGUCACGCGCAAGAACCAGGUCCCUAGGUCAAAGGUCAAGGUCACACUUAGAGGCCAAAGGUCAGAUACAAGAAUGACUUUGUCCGAAGCAUUUCUUCUUCAUGCAUGGAGGGAUUUUGAUGUAACUUGGCACAAUUAUACACCAUCAUGAGACAAAGUGUCAUGCGCAAUUCCCUUCUUUAGAAUUACUUCCCUUUGUUGUUACUAUAAAUAGCUUAUAUUGUAACUUUUUCAUUACUAGUCGUAGGGAGAAAUCGAGACCACUUUUCUGUAGUACAACAUGCAUGCUACAUCCAAUUAUGAGGUGUAUUUUGACCAAUCUCUACCUGGUAAAGAUUUUUGUGUGGACUUACAAUUUUUUUUUUUUGGAUUUUUUUUUUUUUUUUUUUUUUUUUUUUUUUAAGAUUAUCUUCCCUUAGUUGUUACUAUAAAUAACUUAUAUUGUAACUCUUUUAUAAUUGACCGUAGGGAAAAAACAAGACCACUUUUCUGUGGUACAACAUAGAUGUUACUUUCAAAUUUUAGGUGUAUUUUAAGGUAUCUCUACCUGGUAAGGAGUUUUUUUUGUGGACUUAGAAAAACAAAUGACUUACAAUGAUUACUAAACAACCACAAAAUUAAAAUUCCAUUUGCAAAUACAGGUGCUAGAGUAAAGAAAUUUGCUGUGACGGGCGUAUAUUGUGACAUUCUGGCACUCUUGUUAUUAAUGGUAUUAAGAUAGAGCAGAUAUACAAUUUUACUUAUCUAGGUAUUAAAUUUACUCACACAGGGAAUAUGAUUGUUGCUGUUAAAGCUCAUCUGAUCAAACUUUGGGAGCUUAUCACAAUCUAUUAUUAUCUUUAUUUGAUAGGGUUAAACUUGAUAUCAAAACAAAAUUGCAUUUAUUUGCUUCUGCUGUAAUUCCAAUUUUAUUAUAUGGAGCAGAAAUAUUGGGUGUAUAUAAUAUUAAAGAAAUUGAUAAGCUACAUAUGAGAUUUUGUAAAUAUUGGAAUAAUAUUCGUCUAACACUACUAAAAUAUGUUUUUACCAUGACAGUUUCGACAACGGUCUGUUGACUUCCUCAGAUGUAUCAUACUACGAAGAUUGGCUAUCUUCGGUCUUGUCCGUCAGUUUCCGGUUUCGUGAAAACGACGAACAAAGGGUCUAGUACCACAUUUUCGCCCUGUCUAGCCAAUAUACUAGUAUACCUUUUCACAUUGUUUACAAGGAACCUGAUAUACAACUUCACAUUUAUUCUCCAAUGUAAAAAGAACUUUAUUCCAAUGGAUUACACCUACUAAAUGAAGAGCUUCAAAGAUUUUGUAAAUACAUUUUAGGAGUAAGAAAACAGACACCAAACUCUGCUGUAUAUGGAGAACUUGGUAGGUUUUCUUUAUCAGUUUUAUGUGAAGAAAGAGCACUUAAAUUUUGGUUGAAAAUUCAUAAGAAUACAGACUCCCUGUACACUCACUAUAUGUUGAUAAUUAUGGUCUUGGUGUAGAUGUAUAAAAUCAAUUAUUGAUACUAUAGGAUUUUCUUAUGUAUUAACAGACAUCAACCCCAGGGUAAACUACAUAUCUUUAUUUAAAAUACAGUUAAGGGACCAGUUAAUUUAAAACUGGUAUGAUUCUAUUUCUGAUAUAUGCCAAAACUUAAAUACUAUAGAAAAUUUAAAACGUCAUUUCGCUAUGAAAAAUACUUAGACCUUAUAACACAUGAUAACUUACGUAAAGAACUUACUUGUUUUAGACUUUGUUCACAUUCUCUUGAAACUGAAUUUGGGAGAUACACGUAGAGAAAAUAGUUUAUGUAAACUUCGUAAUCUAAUAUCUGUAGAUUCAGAAUAUCAUUUUCUUUUUUGUUGUAAUAGAUACAUUGAUAUACGCAAUAGAUAUCUUGGGCCAAUUGCGUGGCCAUCAUGUAACAAAUUCUCAACAAUUAUGUCAACAAAUAAGAAUAUGUUGACUAGAACUGCAAAAUAUUUUAGAGAUGCCAUGAAGUUCCGUAUCAAUACACUUGUUACUAUAACUGUUUCCUAAUUUUGUUAUUUAUAUAAAUGUUCACUAUUAUGUCUGUUUGUAUAACAUAAGUAUUUGCCAUUUUUCACAUUAUAUUAUAUUGUUAAUGGCCAAAGGCAAGAAUAUUAUAUUGCCGAUUUGCUGUA